Messenger RNA from Physeter macrocephalus (sperm whale), 1890 nucleotides. RefSeq names its product coiled-coil domain containing 27 (gene CCDC27). NCBI's taxonomy places the organism in Eukaryota, Metazoa, Chordata, Mammalia, Artiodactyla, Physeteridae. Bases 1 to 1890 code for a protein of 629 amino acids. The record is from RefSeq and is a predicted model, not a curated record. The transcript is spliced from 13 exons.
AUGGACCCGGAGGAUGGGUCCAAGUCAUCAUUCAGGUGGCCAGCCUCCGUAUUCCCGACGUCACCGAUCAGAGCCAGCACGCCCAAGAGGAAAAGUCCGGUGCCCAGCUGGAUAGAGAAGGGCCUGAUCGUCCUACGGCAAGUGGCCAGCCGGAACGAACAGACCCCAGAAGGGAGACUUUGCCAAAGAGAGCGCUCGCUCAGCAAGUCGGCUCAGGCCAUCAACCGCUACCACGGGAAGAUGAGAGAUUUCAACAAGGACACCAGCCCCCAGGACAGCGGCUUCCUGUCUGAGAUGGAGGAGCUUUGGCACAAGUUUCUCACACGUCCGGGCCGUCCCCAGUUCAGCGCCAGGUCCACGUCCAUGACCCACCAGGGUUCAGCCACGACUCUCGCUCUGCCCGAGGACACGUGCGUCAGCUCUGAGACCUGGAAGGUGACUGAGGACCUGCUCUCUGGUCAGGAGGGCUUGGACAUGAAUGUGGACGGCUGCCGGCUUCCCUUUAGUAAGAGUGCCUGCGAGUUCAAUUACCUUCGGAGGACGAGUGAAUCCCAGGUGUCGAGCCCGGCCCCCAGCAGCCCGGUCCUAGGGCAGAGCUACCCAAGGAAGUGGGUACCUUGGUACGUCUCUGUCAUCCACGAGAAGGACCGGUGCCUGUUUGCACUGGGGAAGGAAGUCCAGCGCCUCUCUGAGCUGGAGGUGCAGGUUCAGAAGAACGACGAGGAGAUCCUGGCUCUCCAGGAGGAGAGGGAGGCCUUGAGAAAGCAGCUGAAAUGCUUCCUGAAGAGCAAAAGCCAGGAGGCCUCGCUGAGCGAGGUCAUGAGGGAGCGGCCGUCGGAGUCUGCGCCGAAGCUGCAGGGGAGGCUGAGCACCCGCAGAACCUUCUUCAGAGCCGAGGAGGAGCCGGAGAACAGGCAGCAGAUGCAGGGAGAGCAGGCCGUGACCGACAGAGGCAAGGACCUGGAAGGGGGCAGCUACGAGGAGGAAGAAGGCCUGGAAAGGGAGGCCGAGCAGGCGGCGGCCGCGGAGGGGGCGGCAGAGGAGGAGGAGGGUGGGAUGGAGCUGGAGGAGGAGGAGGAGACGCAGGAGGAGGAGGCCGCGGGCACCGGGAGGGCCCCCUCCGGGGCCGACACCUUCGAGGAGGAGCUGGUAGCCCAGCUGGAGGAGUGCAAGCAGCUGGUCCAGGAGUUCCGCUUCCAGCUGGAGGUCACGAGGACCAGACACUCCCUGGCGACAGGAGCCGUCAUGUCUUUGCAGCGACAAGUGGGACUCCAAGAAUCCCGGCUGCACAGCUUCAACACGGAGAACCAGCUGCUGCAGAAGGAGUUGUGGCAUCGGAAGCAACAGCUGCACGCCAUGUCCGACAAGUUCUCCAACCUCCGGGAAGACGAGAAGCACGAGGAGACGAUGGGUCUGAUCGAGAAGGACAACCUCCUCCUCCGACCGCAAGUGUCAGAGCUGGAGAAAGAAGUGGUCAGGCGGGGACAGACCAUCUCGGAGCUGGAGGCCAAGGUCAGCCAGCUGCAGGCCCAGGUGAACCAGAGCCAGGGCCAUCUGCAGAGACGGAAGCAGCUGCAGGAGGAGAUGCGGAGCAAGAACGCGAUGAUCCAGCAGGCGGAACAGCAGGCCCGCGUCGCCCUGGAGAGCGCCCAGUCCAGGCUCGAAAGACUAAGGAACAAGAUCAUCCAGGCCGCCUGCAACACCAUGGGAUUCGAGUCCUUGGCCACCGAGAUCUCUGACAAUGACAUCCUGGAAGCCUUGCAGAGGAUCAUCUCAGAGAGGACUGACUACUACAACCAGUUGAAACAGAAGGGGGUCAAAGUGCCCCCCCUGCAGCAGUCGGAGAUCUUAUCCUCGCCCAGCAAGUCCAAGAAGAUAACCUCCAAGUAG